AUGUCAGAUUCUCCCAUCUCUAAGAUCGAAUCUCGCGGAAAAUCAGACUACAUAUUUAAGCUUGCCUUCAUUUCCAAUUUUCUGGGCUUGAUAGCCUUCUCUUUAUAUCAUAUCAUAAGAUUCGGCGGCUCCGAUUUUUCCACUGCGAUGCUUUUUUUCCAGCAAUUACUGGUUUUUUUGGAUCUAAAUCCGAAGGCCAUCGAUGAUGUUGUGUUCAAGGAUUUCGGAUUGCUCUUGAAAAUCUUGCUUCCCGUAAACCUGCUAUCUCUGAUCCUUACCUUUCUAUUUUUUUAUUUAUUCUACUUUUUCCCUGUUUUUUCAUUUUGGUUUUCUGUUGUCACAUCAUUGCUUAUUUCGCUGUGCGCGUCCGUAUACUUUGCAUUGUUUGAGAACUACCUUGCUUCUGGAGCUAUUCUUCUCAUUGUCUGUUUUUUUAUUUUCCUAUUAGCCCUGUACGGAAAAAACCACAUAAAAGUGGCCUUUUUCUUCAAGAGCACGUUGUUUAUACUUUACAAGGUCCGAUGGAUUGUGGUCUUGCACUUGUCUUUGCUAUUUAUCCAUGUGUUUCUUGCCCCUCUUUUGUUUUGUCCUACUGAUCAUUUACUGGACUCUCGCGAGAACAUUUCCCUUUGGUCGUUUUCGUUUCAAAUGGCUUACUUGAAUUUUUCUAGCGGAUGGAUAGAAAGCUCCAUCACGAUUUUUGUGCAAAUGGUAUCCACCACACUGAUAUGCGGUCACCUUUAUCCGCAAACGGGCACAACCUCCCUAACUAGCGCCUUCAAGCGAUCUUUUAAAUUGCAUCUUGGGCCGAUUUUCCAAAUCUCGCUCAUCUUGGCCAUCAUCAACACGAUGCUUGGUUCGAUCGGAUUGGCCUCGGACUCCCUGUUAGCAUAUUGGAUUUUUUUAAUCAUUGCGAGUUAUCUCGAUCUAUUCAUCCGGAUUAUCGGCAUAAAUAUCUCUCUAUUAAAUAAGGGAGUUUCAGGGGCUUCCUAUGCAACGUUUGCUUUAUUUAAAAGAUGCCCAAAGCCCGUCAUCAGCAUUCUUCACUUGACUGUCUUGAGUAGUUUAUGUCCGGUUUUAUUUAGUCUUGUGAUUACUGAUACUGUGACCAAUAUAUUUCACACCUACUCAAACGUUCCCGAGGAGUUUGUUCUUCUGGCUUCAAUUAUUCGCUGUAAAAGCUUGCUUGUGCUUAGCAUGACGUUUUCAAUAGUUUGUCUUUCUGUAUAUAUUUUAUAUAAGAACGAUAAAAAUUGCAUCCAACACUUGCCCGGCUAUGAUGAGCUUAUGCUUCCCUUAAAGAAAGGUGCUAGCGAGGAAAAGGCUACCGCCAUUUAA
Mitosporidium daphniae is the source of this 1338-nucleotide messenger RNA. RefSeq lists its product as uncharacterized. The record is from RefSeq and is a predicted model, not a curated record. The coding region runs from base 1 to 1338 and encodes 445 amino acids. Lineage: Eukaryota; Fungi; Microsporidia. The transcript has a single exon.